This is a messenger RNA of Hemicordylus capensis (graceful crag lizard), 3822 nucleotides long. It is a transcript of the gene CEP57, whose product is annotated as centrosomal protein 57. Gene Ontology annotation, molecular function: gamma-tubulin binding; identical protein binding; microtubule binding. The transcript has 11 exons. NCBI's taxonomy places the organism in Eukaryota, Metazoa, Chordata, Lepidosauria, Squamata, Cordylidae. Gene Ontology annotation, cellular component: centrosome. The record is from RefSeq and is a predicted model, not a curated record. Bases 1218 to 2681 code for a protein of 487 amino acids.
AACACUGCUCCCAAGCUGUGUACCUGUUCCGUCUGGAGGAGUGUAACUCUGUCCACCACAGGAAUAUCUAACUCAUCCCUCAGAUUCUGAUCUUCUACAAUGAGUGCCUGCGUCUUGUUUGGAUUCAGUUUCAAUUUGUUAUCCUUCAUCCAGCCCAUUACUGCUUGUAGGCAGGUAUUCAGGGAAUGAAUGCCAUUUCAUUAUGAUGAUGAUGAUGAUGAUGAUAAGGAGAAGUAGAUUUGGGUGUCAUCAUCAUACUGAUAACACCCUGCACCAAAUCUCCUGAUGAACUCACAGCAGUUUCAUGUAGAUAUUAAAAGCAUUGGUGACAGAAUGGAACCCUGGGAGACUCCAUAUAACAGCUCCUGUUUGAGGAGCAACUGUUACCAUGCUCCACCAUCUGGAAUCUACCCGAAAGGUAGGAGCAGAACCACUGCAAAGGGAUGAUGGGGGCUGUAGGGGUGAUGGGGGCUGUAGUCCAAAACCAGCUGGAGGGCCAGAGUUAUGCUGCCCCUCUAGGCUCUACACCAUGCUAGCCCCCUUGUGAACCAUUGCUCUGGUGCUGACUGUGGGUAGGUUCACACAUAAUGCAGAAUCUAUGUGCAAAGUUAGUAAUUGACUUCUCUGUGACUGUUUCUGAAACCCUGCUAACCCCUGCUAACUUGGCAAAGAGGCACCUUUUAAUGUGGUGAUUCUCUUUAUUUAGCAGGGGGAGAGUAACUGGCCCUGUCCACCCCCAGCACAGUACCUCCAGUGACUGUUGCUGGUGUCUCUCCUGUGUUUCUUUUUAGACUGUGAGCCCUUUGGGGACAGGGAUCCAUCUUAUUUAUUUAUUAUUUCUCUGUGUAAACUGCCCUGAGCCAUUUUUGGAAGGGCGGAAUAGAAAUCGAAUGAAUGAAUGAAUACUAAACGUGUACCAAGGCAGGAAUCUGAGGUUUGUUCAGGGCAUCAAACCAAGAUGUGUAACCAAGAUUGGAAGUUGGCUUGCCAAACCAAGGGCUGCUCCCACUGAGGUGUGCACCACCAUAUGUCUGAACCCACACUCUUCACGAGCUCUUGUGAUCAGGACCAGUGGCUGCAGGGCAAGCUGGGAUAGCACUCAGAGCUUCACUGGGUGGCCCAGCCAGGGGACGUACCUCUGGCUCAACUCUGUUACUUCCAACAAACUGAGAUAUGUGAUCAUCUGCAGUGCCAACUUCAGGUUCCCUCCAUAUCUCAUGCCUGGGGAAUUUCGGGAUGCUCUUCGUGAAAGCCACAAAUCUGCAUCGUUCACAGAUGGGCUUUCAGCAGCUUCGUUCACCGAGUACCCCAGGCACAGACCCUUCAUUAAUUCUGAUUUACAACGAUCCCCUGCCAGACCAGUAAUUGCAUAUCCAGAGAGUAACAGCAGAGCAAUAUUCUCGGCUCUGAAGAACCUUCAGGAGAAAAUACGACGGUUGGAGCUGGAGCGGAUUCAAGCCGAGGAGAGUGUGAAAAAUCUGACGAGAGAAACCUCGGACUACAAGAAAGUGCUGAAUGAGCAACUGCUGGAAAGAGAGCAUUCAAAGCUGGAGGUGGCCCAGAAAAAUGGAGAGUUGGCAUCUCAGCUGGCUGGUGCUGAGACUCGCUGUGGCCUUCUGGAGAAGCAGAUGGAAUACAUGAAGCAAAUGAUACAACAUGCUGAACAAGAAAAGAUGAGUGUCUUGGAGAAACAGGCCACGUUGGAAAAAGAGAGAAUCCUUGAUCAAUGCCACGUGAAAUCUAAACUGGAACGGCUGGAUCUGCUUGAGAAAGAAUAUGCCAGACUCAAUACGAUGCAGUCUCUUGCCGAAAAAAAAAUGAAAGAGCUGGAAGAGAAGCUCGGGGAGGAAGAACAGGCACGGAAGCUGGUGCAGGAAAAAGCGGCUGAGCUUCAGACUGGGUUGGAGACCAAUAGAAAGCUGCUGCAAGCAAAAACGCAAAGCGUGCCGGUAUCGGUGCCGUCAAAACCAAAGAAGAGUAAGAAGAAAGCCAAGCAGCUUGACAAGAACAACUCUGGAAUGACCCACUUCCACUCACAGCCCCAUUACAGACUGCAACUGGGUGAUGUGCCGUUCGUUGCUGGAAAGUCCACUAGCCCCAGCCACUCGGUCGGAGCCAACGUCCAACACGUUUUGCACCUAAUGAAGCACCACUCGAAAGCCCUCUGCAACGAGCGCGUGGUCAGCGACGUCCCGUUGAGUCAGCAGAUGAGCAAAGGCCGGAGAUCCUCCGCGUCGUCGGUUUCUUCCACGUCCCGGGGAGACCUUUCCGAGGUGCUGCUGACUCUGCAAGACGAACUUGGGCAGAUGAGCUUUGAUUACCAGCAUCUAGUGAAACUCAUCCGCGAGGCUCCGACGAUUGCCUUGAGGGAAGACCUGGAGAGAGAGCUGGAAGUGCUGGUGAAAAGGAUGGAGGCCAAAGCCGAGCAGAUCUCCAAAAUUCAGAGACAUCGGGCACGACUGGAGAAACACAAGCGAGAAGGCCAGUCCAAACAGUGCUGCAGUCGAGAAUCCAGCAGAAGCCGUGAAGGCAAGACGCCGCCUGCUGCCGCCAUCAAGGUGAAAGACAUCAGCCAGAAGGGGAAACCCGGGGAGAGGGGCAAGAAGAGCCUUCAGUUGCUGAGGGAAAUGCAAAGUAUACAGACCUCCCUUCAGAAAGAUGACAUCAGUUGGGACUACUGAGGCCUCUUGCUUGUGUGAUUUGUGUUUGCACCUUUUCCUCCUCCUGGCUCUAGCCAAGCUGCAAAAGAUGAUGUCACAGCUGCACUUCCUAAACAAGACACCCCCCCCCCCCCGCUUUAUAUUUUCCACCUGUAGGCCCGGUUAUGUUACAUCCAGAAUCCUAUGGGGGUUGGGUUAGGGGAGUGGAAAAGAAGUCAGCCCUUUCAUUAUCAUUUUAAUUCAUUACCAGACCCUUCCCUUUAUUGACAAUGGCUGUUUUGCUCUGAAGUCUAAUCCUUGCCCUAUGAACUCUGCCUCAGGCAAUUAAUUUAAUUGCUUACCUGAGGACAAGGGGGUUUUCAGAGAGCUGAGGGCGGAAUGGUGGAGGCAUUACUGCCCGUGGAGCACGCUCUCUUUGGUUCACAGUUCUUGCCGUGCUUCCAAAAUGCUUCCAAAACCUGCACCGUGUUUUGAUCAAGGCACAAAAGAAGCAAGCGUCUGCACAACAGGCAGCCCUGGCUCUAUUAUAUCCACUCUCAACCCCUUUUACAAGCCAUUGUUUGUCUCCAGACUUUUAAGCAGAUUUUUGCCUUUUUUAAAAAAAAAAAUAUUGCUGUUGAGGGUGUUUCCCUCCUUGCAUUGUCACUUUAGCCACUCCUGCCUCAGUAUUGCUGAAAGAUGCUCUGAUCUUGAAAUGUAGCAGCUUCACAAAGACCGAGCAAACGCUUGUACUCUCCUUGACACUCUGUUAACUACCGUGGGCUUUUCCAUCAGCUUCUCAGAAGGACACUUUCUUUAAUCCUCCAAUUCUUAAUAAUGUAGUUUCAAAGUGGAACUGAAUAGCCGCUUGGAUGUUCUUUCUAAUUCUUUUUGCAGAAGAGUGUGAGAUCAGUGUAUCUGGCUUUUUAAAAUGCUUCUGAUCAUGCUGGUUUUAUAUUGGCAGCUUUUUUUUUUUUUAAUGUAAAGGUAUUAUUAUUCACUGGACCAGGAGACCUGGUGGCUGCAGUGGUACAAAAUGAUUUUAGACGCACACUUGCUCACACACUAUUUAUUACAUUAAUAAUGUGAAAGUUUCCAGUGAUUGGAAUGUACCGAUGACUCAAAAUUGCCUGCGUUUUUUGAGGUUUGAUUGGAAUCCAAUAAAAGCAAUUUCCUAACUGAA